This is a messenger RNA of Pangasianodon hypophthalmus (striped catfish), 9088 nucleotides long. RefSeq names its product beta-microseminoprotein. NCBI's taxonomy places the organism in Eukaryota, Metazoa, Chordata, Actinopteri, Siluriformes, Pangasiidae. The coding region runs from base 5972 to 6286 and encodes 104 amino acids. The record is from RefSeq and is a predicted model, not a curated record. The transcript has 7 exons.
AUACAGUACAUUCAUGUAAAAAAAAAACAAAGCAUAUGGCCUCAAAAGUCUUAAAUAUACAUUUGUUAAAUCAUUUGAAAUUGAUUCCUUUUUUAAAAUUUGCAGUGAGUUUGAAUUCCUAGAGAUUUGCUACAAAAGCCAUGGAAAUCAGAGUAAAUGGGAUUUUGAUGUUCUUUUAAUAAAAUAGGCCAGCAUAGUUUUUAAUCGGGUGGCAGAGCCGGGCCAUGCACAUCCUCAAGCGUGUGCCUUUCAGGGCAAAUUACUACCUACCACCAAGGUUAUCAGUGUCAUCUGACAGCAAAGUUUUUUCUCUGGAAACUAGAGCUACACCUAGUUUUUACUACAUGCACUAUUCAAACAAGAUCACAUUGCCACACCUGCUAUGAAAACUACCAGUGUUUGCCCUUCACAGGAAAAUUACAGACUUGGCAUAUUACAUCUCUCCCAUUUGUUUUUCACAUGUAGUGCAUGUGUUUUUAUUUUUCACAUGAUUCAUUCAUCAUUCAUUCAUUCUUCUUCCAGAACAAAUUUAACUUGCUCAGGGUCGCAGUGGAUCCAGAAGGGAUCCAAGUCCAUCAUAGCAGACUUUGCACACACACACACACACACACACACAUUCAUUUACACCUAGGGUUAAUUUCGAGUAGCCAGUCCACCUAUUCUUGUUUUUGGGAGGUGGGAGGAAACCAGGACAAAACCCUGAUGGACACAGACACGUGAAACUCCACACAGACAGUAACCUGCACUCAAGAUUGGACCAGAGACAAUGCAGCUGCGAGGCAGCAAUACUCAAAUCAUUUAUUUUCACAUAUUAAUUUUUCAUGUGUUUUAUCACAUAUAAUACAGCUUGAUGAUUUCUCGAAUCAUAAGAUGUUGAUUAAUUUUCUAUACCAGCAGCUAGACACACCCCCUCCCCUGAAGAUGUGAUUCUACAGCUGUAAGACUAAAGACAUUAGCUGAAAAAUGUAACAACCUGGCUUGUUUAAAAAAAAGUUGACAAUGAAAAUAGAAUAUUUAAAGAGGUUUGGACAGAGAAGUACAUCGAUCAGCCCUAACAUUAAAACCACUUGCCUAAUAUUGUGUAGGUCUCCCUUGUGCCGCCAAAACAGCUCUGACCUGUCGAGGCAUGGAAGGUGUGCUGUGGUAUCUGGCACCAUGAUGUUAGCAGCAGAACCUUUAAGUUCUGUAAGUUGCGAGGUGGGGCCUCCAUGGAUCAGAUUUGUUUGUCCAGCACAUCCUUGAACUCUUUAUCAUGUUCCUCAAACCAUUCCUGAAAAUUUUUGCAGUGUAGCAGGGCGCAUUAUCCUGCUGAAAGAGGACACUGCUAUUAGGGAAUACUGUUGCCAUGAAGGGGUGUACUUGGUCUGCAACAAUGUUUAGGUAGGUAGUACAUGUCAAAGUACAUGAACGCCAGGAUGCCAAGGUUUCCCAGCAGAACAUUGCCCAGAGCAUCACACUGCCUCUGCCAGCUUGCCUUCUUCCCAUAGUGCAUCUUGGUGCCAUCUCUUCCCCAGGUAAGUGAUGCACACACACCCAGCCAUCCACAUGAUGUAAAAGAAAACAUGAUUCAUCAGACCACACCACCUUCUUCCACUGCUCCAUGGUCCAGUUCUGUUGCUCACAUGUAGGUGCUUUUGGCGGUGGACAGAGGUCAGCAUGGGCACUCUGACCGGUCUGCGGCUACGCCAUAGCCAGCCAGCAUUAACCUUUUCAGCAGUAGCUACAGUAGCUCUCCUGUGGGAUCGGACCAGACAGGCUAGCCUUCGCUCUCCAUGUGCAUCAGUGAGCCUUGGACGCCCAUGACCCUGUCCCCAGUUCACCAGUUGUCCUUCCGUGGACCAAUUUUGGUAGCUACUAACCACUGCAUACCAGGAAGACCUCACAAGACCUGCCGUUUUGGUGAUGCUCUGACCCAAUCAUCUAGCCGUCUCAAUUUAUGCCUUGUCAAAGUCACUCAGAUCCUUACACUUGCCCAUUUUUCCUGCUUCCAACACAUCAACUUCAAGAAAUGAUUGUCCACUUGCUACCUAAUAUAUCCCACCCCUUGACAAGUGUCACUGUAAUGAAAUAAUCAGAGUUAUUCACAUCACCUAUCAGUGGUUUAAUGUCACGGCUGAUCAGUGUAUAUGUUUAUUCUCCUCAAGGCCACUUCAUAAUUGAUAUAUUUAUGUAUGUACUGUAAGUAUGUAUAUAGAUUAUAUGCAUGUAUAUUAUCUACAAUACACAAUAAUAUUAGGAAACAUUUCAGCGAUUAUAAUGAAUUGUUUAGUAAGAGCAGUGAAAAGUUUUACAUCCAGUGAGGAUGAAUACUUAUGCACUUAAGUUUUAACUGAAAAAAUUUCACAUGUUUAUUUUUAAAUAAUUUGGGAAAAUAUAUAGAUUGUACCCUCUGCUUCAAUAUUAUGGGAUACUUUGUGGUAAAUUCAUGACAUAUAAUCCUGUUUAAAUCCAUGUCAUUUCCAGUUGUAACACAACAAAUUGUGGAAAGGGUCAGUGAGGUGAGUACUUGCAAGGUGCUGUAAUGAGAGCGAGAAAUGUAGGUUUGUAGGUUUUGACCUGUAGGUGGAUUGUGGGUGUUUAGUACGAUCUAAUUUCUGUGUGAAAUUUAAUAGUUUGUUCCAUGAAAAUUAAAAGAGCGAUGUUUGUCUGCUCAAAUUGUUUAUUUGCUUUUUGCUUCCAAAGUCUGUGCUGAAGAGGUCAGUGUUUGUGGGUUUUUUCCUGCUUGCUCUCAUCGCUGUGAGCCAUGCAGCCUGUGGGAAAAUCAAAGCAGGUAGAUGUUUACACACACACACAUGCACACACACUAAACUUGGUAGGUUUUGAUUGACAUAAUUCAGCUAAUUAAUGCUAUGCUAACCCUAACCUUAACCUCAAUAUCCAAAAGGGAAGAGAAAAAGCUAAAAAUAUUAGCUAAAGAAGCUAAAGAAAUCCAAAUAUUUUUAAAAGACAUUUGCAGCAUCAGACCAGAGACUAGCUACAGCGACAGGACUAGAGAUAUUAGCUAACAAAAGGAAGAAUUUUCACAGAUUUUUUUAGAUUUCUCAUUUUCAUUAGCCCUCUCUGGUCUGAUUAGAAAAGUGACAACUGGGCUCAUUAAAAAAACUAAAUAAAAUCUGACAAUGAAAAUUGAAUAUUUAAACACAAGUGAACAGAGAAGCUUGAGUUUAUUCAAAAGGUCCAUGUCCAAUUCAGAUCUGAUGUCUCAUCUGUUUAGAGUCCAUGGCGAUAGUGAAAAAUGGUAAUGUGAAGCACUACUACAGAACAAAACAUAACCACUUCAGUAGCAAUGAAUAAUCAUUAAUGAUUGAGCAUUAAAAGGUCACAUUUGUCUCAAUUCAGUCAUGACUUCACUUAUCCAGGCCUUUGUAAUCAAGGAAUUUUAAAUAGCUGGACCUUUAAAAAUUUUCAUUGAACACCCUUGUGCUAGGAAAUGAGGUAUCGAGAUAUUGUUACAAUAAGGCACAUGACCUAGUAGCCAUAAUACGACAGCUUUGCUGAACUUUCUUGUGUACUUGUGGGAUUAGUGUAUUUAGUCCUAUGUCUGUGCAAUUAUUCCUUUAUCUAUUUAUAUUUUACUAUGAAGUUGGAUAUUAACACUAUUUUAAGUGCGACUCAUUGUCAGGACCGCGUGGAUAAGACGUGGCACCCGGUUGGAUCCAGCUGGACAAACAGCGAGUGUGCACAGUGCCACUGCAGAUCCGAUUACGCUUCAUGAUGUGAUGGGUAAAUAUAUAACAUAACAAAACACCCUUAAAUGUAAAAUAUGUAAUAUGUACUUCCAUGCCAGUAAUGCUCAAGCUAACACUUACAGAACAAAGUGUGGAGUUUAUUAGCAUACAAUCAAUUUCUUCUUCUUUUUUUAACAGCUGGUGUCACACCUCAGAGGACGAUUUUCUCUGGAAACAUUGUGAACACCUAGUUUUUACCACAUCCAUUAUUCAAACAAGAUCAUAUUGUCACACCUGCUCUGAAAACACUUACCAGUGUUUGUCCUGACAGAAAGGUCAUGGGAAAAUUUCACUUUUCACACUUCACACUAGUGCAUGUGUUUUUAUUUUUCACGUGAUUAAGUGUGUGUGUGUGUGUGUGUGUGUGUGUGUGAGAUGACAAUUUUUUAAUGACUUGACCCUAGUUUGGAUUUUGUUUUUUAUUCAUUUGGCUCCAUCUGGCCUGGUUUGGAUUGGUUUGGUUCACUUUUGGUUUGGGCUGGAAUGCCUUGACUCAUUAUGUUUUGGACCCAAUUUAUCAUGGUUCAUUUUGACUCAAUGGUUAGCAUUGUAGGGCCAAUUUUUCUGUUUGUUUGUUUGUUUGGUUGGUUUGGUGUCAUGUAAUCAGAUUUGAGUGAAGCCUGGUUCUUGAUUUUCAGGUUAGUUCGGCUCAGUUUAGUUUGAGCUCAUUUGAGCAGAUUUAGCUUGGUCCUUGCUUUUUGAGUUGGUUUAUGAUUCAGUGUGGUUUAAUUACACAUAUUUAGCCUUCUUUAAUAUGGUCACUUUGGCUUUCAUUUGCUGUGUUUGGUAUGGUUUCUGUCUUUUGUGACAACUUUAACCUGCUCAGGUUCACAGUCAUUAUUCACGCCAAUCUAUCAUAGGACACUAUGCACACACACACACACACACACACACACACACACACACACACACACGCAGAUUCAUUUACAGCUAAUUUCAAGUAGCCAAUCAACUUAUUCCUGUUUUUGGGGGGUUGAUUAAUUUUCUAUAGCAGCAGCUCAGUCCCAGAUGUUUAUAUUAAUGCACAAGAAUGUCUUUGUAUGCUGUAGCAUUACAAUUUCCCUUCACAAAGACAUACUAGACAAUUGUAUGAGUCCAACUUUGUGGCAACAGUUUGGGGAAGAACCACAUUUGGAUGUGAUGGUCACGUGUCCACAAACAUUUGUUCAGAAUGUAUGGAGUACUUACUGUAUAUCCAGUUAAGUACAUAUACAUAUAUCAGUAUGAAGUGUUUUCACAGUCAGUUCCUUUCAUGAUCUGUGACUCUAACGUUUUAUGUUCGUUGGCUAUGUAAUGUAGUGUCAUGCCUCCUCCACACCCUCCGAGUGAGCAAGUCAUUUCUCGUUCUUGAGCUGGGGAGAUGAGUAAGAUAAAAAAUAUACAUAUCCUUCCCUUUUGUGCUGCUUUGUGGCUGUGUUAGUUCAAAACCAUUACAUGAGCCUCUCAUGGUGUUUGACUUUUGGGGUUUGGUCAUGAGGUUUGUUCUCUGCUUUUCCUUUCUGGAAAGUGUUUUGGAAUCCCCAAUUAUUCAUGUGUGUCUGGUCCCCAUUUCUUGGACUAUACCUCUGCCUUUGCAUGUUUAGCUACACACAAAGACAGUGUAGUCCUUCACUGGAACUAAGAGGCCCAAACCUGUUCCAGCAUGACAAUGCCCCUGUGUCCAAAGCAAGCUCCAUGAAGACAUUUCUUGCCAGGGUUGAUUAAGGUGGAAGAACUCAAGUGUCCUGCACAGAGCCCUGACCUCAACCCCACUGAACACCUUUGGUAUGAACUGGAACACUGACUGCAGCCCAGGCCUCCUCACUCAACAUCAGUGCCUGACAUCCUCACAGCCAUGCUCCAAAAUACAGAAGAGUAGAAGUUAUUAUAAGAGAAAAGGGGGACAAAUUCUGCAAUGGGAUGUUCAACAAGCACAAAUGAAUGUGAUGGUCAGGUAUCUACAAACUUUUGGCUUUAUAGUGUAUGAGAAAGAAGAUGCUGGAAAUUCCACCUUAGUAGAAUGUGUGUCAUGCCAGGUCCCUAUGUAUGUUGACACUUUAACGAUGUAACUUUUGGCUAUAUCAGAUAUUUGUGUUCAUGUCUUGAGUAAACCCAGUCGUUACACAAAUGACUUGCAUAAAUCAUACUGAUAUGUACUGAUCACGUGAUGCUGGUAACUCCAUCCCUCAUUCUGCUGUAUUUAAAACCAAGCAUCCUCUUUAGAUAGUAGAUUUUGAAGCACUGGAGUGUCCCAACUUGUUAAAAUGAAGUCAGUGUUCGUGGGUUUUGUUCUGCUUGCGCUCGUCUCUGUGAGCCAUGCUGCCUGCUGGUUCAAAGAAACCAAAGGUGCGACUCAUUGUCAGGAUUCCGUGGAUAAGACAUGGCACCCGGUCGGAUCCACCUGGACAAACCGCAAGUGUACAAAAUGCUCUUGCGACGCCGAUUCCAUGGGUUGCUGUGAUGGAUGGCCAACGCGCGUGUCUAAAGACUGCAUCAUUAAAUAUUAUUAUAAAACUUGUACAUAUAAAGUGAUUAAUACGAAGAUUCCAGGUGGUCCGUGCUCUGGUGUUGGAAAGUGACUGUCAAGAUGAAAUGAAUUAAAGUUUAUCGCAGAAGUAAGAGACCAGAGGCAUAAAAUAAUAUGCUCCUGAUUACUUUGAUCUGAACCUACAAUAAAGCAUUACUGAAGCAUUAGUGCUGGUGAGACUUGUGAUUUGAUUUGUCAAUAAACUGAACUCUUCUGAAUAAUAGAAGAAAUUAGUAUCAUGUCCACCAAGGAACCACCGGUCUGAGUAGGGAAACAUGGAAAUUCUAUAUUGGCUGGGUAAUUGUACACGGUAUGUUUCAGGCUUAGUUUUAAUAAUGAUUUUGAAAGGAUCAAUAUAUUUUGGACUUUUGAACUUCUGGUUAGGAGGCUAGGAGGCUAAGAGGCUAGGAGGUCCAGGGUGGACAGUCAGACUCUCUCUCCACUUGGAGUUUCUCCUCUGUGUCAUUAUGCCUGUUCCUUGUGAUGUCGUAAUGCUUGAUGCAGCUGUCUGUGUUUAAAAUUAUCAUUUACAUUUACCAUCUAGAUUUAACAUUUAGAAUUACAUUUGACAUCUACAUUAAACUUUUAGAUUUAACAUUUAUUUUUAAUAUUUAUAUUUAAUAUUUAGGUUCCCUGGUGGACUAGUGGCUAGCAUGUGGCGCUCUCAUGGCCGUGGUCUGGGUUUAAUUCCCGGUCAGGGAACCAACCCCAGCCACUGGAGGGUUACACAAGCCAGUGCGCUUUCAGUUUCGGGCCAGAAAUGGGGAAGGUUGCAUCAAAAAAAAAAAAGUCAAAAUAUGCGGACAUUUGAUCCGCUGUGGUGACCCUGAACAGGAACGGGGGGGGGGUUAUAUCUAAAAUUUACACAGAAACCUAACAUUUUAUUUAUCCUAUCCUGGGAACACUGGAAGGAAGGUGAGAAUGCAUACUGCAUGGGAUAUCAGUCCAUUGCAGGGUACCAUGAACAUGCACAUUCACACACUCAUUCACACCUAGGGGUAAUUUGGUGUAGCCAGUCCAACUACCAGCACAGUCAUUAUUCACGCCAGUCUAUCAUAGGACACUAUGCGCACACACACACACAAACACACACACACACAGUUUCAUUUACACCUAAUUUCAAGUAGCCAAUCAACUUAUUCCUGUUUUUGGGGGGUUGAUUAAUUUUCUAUAGCAGCAGCUCAGUCCCAGAUGCACAAGAAUGCACAAGAAUGUCUUUGUAUGCUGUAGCAUUACAAUUUCCCUUCACAAAGACAUACUAGACAAUUGUAUGAGUCCAACUUUGUGGCAACAGUUUGGGGAAGAACCACAUUUGGAUGUGAUGGUCACGUGUCCACAAACAUUUGGUCAGAAUGUAUGGAGUACUUACUGUAUAUCCAGUUAAGUACAUAUACAUAUAUCAGUAUGAAGUGUUUUCACAGUCAGUUCCUUUCAUGAUCUGUGACUCUAACGUUUUAUGUUCGUUGGCUAUGUAAUGUUGUGUCAUGCCUCCUCCACACCCUCCGAGUGAGCAAGUCAUUUCUCGUUCUUGAGCUGGGGAGAUGAGUAAGAUAAAAAAUAUACAUAUCCUUCCCUUUUGUGCUGCUUUGUGGCUGUGUUAGUUCAAAACCAUUACAUGAGCCUCUCAUGGUGUUUGACUUUUGGGGUUUGGUCAUGAGGUUUGUUCUCUGCUUUUCCUUUCUGGAAAGUGUUUUGGAAUCCCCAAUUAUUCAUGUUUGUCUGGUCCCCAUUUCUUGGACUAUACCUCUGCAUUUGCAUGUUUAGCUACACACAAAGACAGUGUAGUCCUUCACUGGAACUAAGAGGCCCAAACCUGUUCCAGCAUGACAAUGCCCCUGUGUCCAAAGCAAGCUCCAUGAAGACAUUUCCUGCCAGGGUUGAUUAAGGUGGAAGAACUCAAGUGUCCUGCACAGAGCCCUGACCUCAACCCCACUGAACACCUUUGGGAUGAACUGGAACACUGACUGCAGCCCAGGCCUCCUCACCCAACAUCAGUGCCUGACAUCCUCACAGCCAUGCUCCAAAAUACAGAAGAGUAGAAGUUAUUAUAAGAGAAAAGGGGGACAAAUUCUGCAAUGGGAUGUUCAACAAGCACAAAUGAAUGUGAUGGUCAGGUAUCUACAAACUUUUGGCUUUAUAGUGUAUGAGAAAGAAGAUGCUGGAAAUUCCACCUUAGUAGAAUGUGUGUCAUGCCAGGUCCCUAUGUAUGUUGACACUUUAGCGAUGUAACUUUUGGCUAUAUCAGAUAUUUGUGUUCAUGUCUUGAGUAAACCCAGUCGUUACACAAAUGACUUGCAUAAAUCAUACUGAUAUGUACUGAUCACGUGAUACUGGUAACUCCAUCCCUCAUUCUGCUGUAUUUAAAACCAAGCAUCCUCUUUAGAUAGUAGAUUUUGAAGCACUGGAGUGUCCCAACUUGUUAAAAUGAAGUCAGUGUUCGUGGGUUUUGUUCUGCUUGCGCUCGUCUCUGUGAGCCAUGCGGCCUGCUGGUUCAAAGAAACCAAAGGUGCGACUCAUUGUCAGGAUUCCGUGGAUAAGACAUGGCACCCGGUCGGAUCCACCUGGACAAACCGCAAGUGUACAAAAUGCUCUUGCGACGCCGAUUCCAUGGGUUGCUGUGAUGGAUGGCCAACGCGCGUGUCUAAAGACUGCAUCAUUAAAUAUUAUUAUAAAACUUGUACAUAUAAAGUGAUUAAUACGAAGAUUCCAGGUGGUCCGUGCUCUGGUGUUGGAAAGUGACUGUCAAGAUGAAAUGAAUUAAAGUUUAUCGCAGAAGUAAGAGACCAGAGGCAUAAAAUAAUAUGCUCCUGAUUACUUUGAUCUGAACCUACAAUAAAGCAUUACUGAAGCAUUA